Coccidioides immitis RS is the source of this 837-nucleotide messenger RNA. Its product is annotated as tetratricopeptide repeat protein 1. Bases 1 to 837 code for a protein of 278 amino acids. The record is from RefSeq and is a predicted model, not a curated record. NCBI's taxonomy places the organism in Eukaryota, Fungi, Ascomycota, Eurotiomycetes, Onygenales, Onygenaceae. Gene Ontology annotation, molecular function: protein binding. The transcript has 3 exons.
AUGUCGAGUUCAGCAAAGAAACCACAAGUCGCAAAUGAAGAUAGUGACGAUGAUGAAAAUGACGUUUUCCAUGACGCCCGAUUUCCCCGCGAUGAAGAAGCUCAACUGCUCUCGCAAUCUAAUACCCAAAAGUCUGAAGCCAACAAGCUCUUCUCCUCCGCCUGUUAUUCCGACGCCAUAGUCACCUACGAUCGCGCUCUCUCCCUUUGCCCGAACUACCUUGAUUACGAAGUUGCCGUUUUACGAAGCAACAUCGCUGCAUGUCACCUGAAGCUUGAAGACUGGAAGGCAGCUAUUGAUUCGGCAACUGCGAGUAUAGAGUGUUUGGACCGAGUGCUCCCCUCUUUGUCCACGUCUGCAGCUACAGGCGAAAGAGAUAAAUCAAACGAGCCUGCCCAGCCACGGGAUGAUGCAAACGCUGUGGUAGAAAUUGGGGAUGGUGAUGAGGAGGACGAAGCCGAGCAAUUAAGGAAAUUGAACGAAAGCGACGCGAAGAGAGCAGAUGUCAAACGAAUCCGCGCCAAAGCACUGAUGAGAAGAGCCAGGGCGAAGCUGGAACUGGGUGGAUGGGCAAACUUGCAGGGAGCGGAGACAGAUUAUAAGGAGUUGUUGGAGCUGAGAGUGUUGCCGAAGAACGAUGAGCUGGGUGUAAUGAAAACGCUGAGAGACCUGCCCGCAAGGAUCAAUGUUGCGAGGGAAAAGGAGAUUGGAGAUAUGAUGGGAAAAUUGAAAGAUCUUGGUAAUGGUAUUCUAAAACCGUUCGGACUAUCGACAGAUAACUUCAAAUUUGUCAAGGACGAGAGUACAGGAGGCUACAAUAUCGCCUUUGAGAAGUGA